Molecule: messenger RNA, 1790 nt
Organism: Microthlaspi erraticum
Lineage: Eukaryota; Viridiplantae; Streptophyta; Magnoliopsida; Brassicales; Brassicaceae
Source: the annotation of a GenBank genome assembly
AUGAGAAACACCACCAAACUGGUCGUACAUGUCGUUGAUGCUCAAAACCUUUUACCCAGAGAUGGCCAAGGAUCAGCUAGUCCCUUUGUAGAAGUUGAUUUCCUUAACCAGUUGAGCAGAACCAGAACCGUACCCAAAAGCCUUAACCCUGUUUGGAACCAGAAACUCUACUUCGAUUACGACCACAGAGUAAACCAUCACAACCAACACAUUGAAGUCACUGUUUACCACCAAAGAAGACCAGUUCCCGGUAGAAGUUUCCUCGGCAGAGUCAAGAUAUUUUUCUCUAACAUUGUUUACGAAAGAGACCAAGUGUACCAGCGCUUCACGUUGGAGAAGAAAUCGCUUCUCUCUUCUGUUAAAGGUGAGAUUGGCCUCGAAUUCUACAUUUCAUUAUCCGAAAAAGACCAAACCUUUCCUCUUCCUUCUCCUCUUGAACCGUACACCAGCCAAACACAAGCCUCUCUUGUUCCUUUUUCAAGAACUCAAGAAGAUAUUGCUGAUUCGGAAACAGAAGAUUCUCGAGAGAGUUUUGCAUCAGCACAGCAAGAAGAUCUUACUGAUUCCGCCAGCGAGUGUGUGGAAGACAAAAGGAAAGAAGAAGAUACUGAACCAGUUCAAAAACUUCAUAGACAAGAAGUCUUUGCUCGGCCUGCACCAAUGCAUUCCAUUCGCCUGCGGUCUCGUGAAAACCCUCAAGAAGCCAACCAACCGCAGUCUCGUGGAGCCAACCAGCUUCACCCUCAGCAGCCUCGUGGACCUAACCAGCUUCCCCCUCACAACACUAACCACCUGGAAUCAUAUGGUGACACUGACCCAGAGGACUUUAAGGUGGAAGACAUGAACCUCGAGCUUGGAGAAAGAUGGCCAAACACAAACGUUGGAGAGAGAUUCACUGGCACAUACGAUCUUGUGGAGCAGAUGUAUUAUCUCUAUGUUCGAGUUGUUAAAGCUAAAGAUCUUCCACCAGGUUUAAUCACUGGUGGAUGUGAUCCUUACGUGGAGGUCAAGCUAGGGAACUACAAAGGAAGAACGAAACACUUUGAUAGAAAGACAACUCUUCCCGAAUGGAACCAAGUCUUCGCAUUUACCAAAGAAAGGAUCCAAUCAUCUGUUCUUGAAGUCUUUGUGAAGGACAAAGAAACGCUAGGCCGAGAUGAUUUUCUUGGAAAGGUUGUGUUUGAUCUUAACGAGAUCCCAACUAGGGUUCCACCAAACAGUCCUUUAGCUCCUCAGUGGUAUCGAUUAGAGGAUUGGAGAGGAGAAGGCAAAGCAGUACGAGGAGAGAUAAUGCUUGCUGUAUGGAUGGGAACUCAAGCCGAUGAAGCUUUUCCUGAAGCAUGGCAUGCAGACUCUGCUUCUGUUCAUGGAGAAGGAGUGUUCAACAUCAGAUCAAAGGUAUACGUAUCUCCUAAGCUAUGGUACUUAAGAGUCAAUGUUAUAGAAGCUCAAGACAUGAUCCCGAGUGACAGAAACCGGCUUCCUGAUGUUUUCGUCAAAGCCAAUGUGGGAAUGCAGAUCCUCAAGACAAAGAUCUGUCCUGUCAAGACAACAAAUCCGCGUUGGAACGAAGAUCUUGUCUUUGUGGUUGCUGAGCCGUUUGAAGAGCAGCUAGUGAUCUCGGUGGAAGACCGUGUUCACACCUCGAAAGAUGAAGUGAUUGGUAAGAUCAGCUUGCCGAUGAACGUGUUCGAGAAGCGGUUAGACCACCGUCCGGUUCAUUCUCGCUGGUUUAAUCUUGACAAGUACGGUAAUGGAGUUCUUGAAGGAGAUCCAAGGAGGAAAGAACA